This is a messenger RNA of Phycomyces blakesleeanus NRRL 1555(-), 285 nucleotides long. It is a transcript of the gene Ndufa2, whose product is annotated as NADH dehydrogenase 1 alpha subcomplex subunit 2 NDUFA2. The transcript has 3 exons. Lineage: Eukaryota; Fungi; Mucoromycota; Mucoromycetes; Mucorales; Phycomycetaceae. The record is from RefSeq and is a predicted model, not a curated record. The coding region runs from base 1 to 285 and encodes 94 amino acids.
AUGUCUGCUCUUCGAUCCCAGUUUGGUGCCGGUCUCAAGGAACUCCGCGUUCAGUUCUGCCAGACUUCCCCUUCUAGCAGCGGUCUCCGUGAUUUCAUUGCCAAGAACUACUCUUCCAUUAAGUCUGCCAACCCUAAUCUCCCCAUUCUUAUCCGUGAGGCAAGUGGCGCUGAAGCUCGUAUCUUUGCCCGAUUUGACAAGGGCAUUGAACAAAAGAUAGUUUUCCAGAACAAGGCAUCAGAAGAGAUUGAAAAGACCUUGGCACAGUUGGUCAAGUCUGCUUAA